AUGCCUCAAGCUGUGGAGAAAGAGUCGUCAAGUUCAACCACGGCCCCUCCACCACCGAUAACACACGUCCUCGAGACGUGUCUCAUGGUCAAAGACAUCAGAUCGUCAACAUCGUUCUACAGCAAAAUCUUCCAUAUCGAGCCUUUUCUGGAUACGCCCCGGAUGUCCGGCUUUGCCCUUGGCCAAACAACUCUCCUCUUAUUCCAGUUGGGCAGCACGUCCGCAGAUUCGCCUAUGCCUGACAACCGCGGGACGAUACCCGGUCACGGUCCGACGAAGGAUGUUCUCGAUGUACUACUCAAUGAGUCGGCAUCUACAGAGCCGGACAAGGGAAGUCUCCAUCACCACUUCUGUCUGGCUGUCAAGUCCACGGAAGAUGUGCAGGCAUACGAAGAGUGGUUCGAACAACAAGAGGUCAAGGUUACGGGAAUGGUUCAGUGGCCGAGAGGUGGCAAGAGCAUCUACUUCACUGAUCCAGACGGGAAUGUGGGCGAGAUUGCGAGUCGAGGGAUAUGGGAGCAUUAUUGA
Molecule: messenger RNA, 528 nt
Organism: Exophiala viscosa
Lineage: Eukaryota; Fungi; Ascomycota; Eurotiomycetes; Chaetothyriales; Herpotrichiellaceae
Product: Glyoxalase/Bleomycin resistance protein/Dihydroxybiphenyl dioxygenase
Exons: 1
Coding region: 1-528 (175 amino acids)
Source: RefSeq, a predicted model, not a curated record